Molecule: messenger RNA, 1629 nt
Organism: Lachancea nothofagi CBS 11611
Lineage: Eukaryota; Fungi; Ascomycota; Saccharomycetes; Saccharomycetales; Saccharomycetaceae
Source: the annotation of a GenBank genome assembly
AUGGCUUACAGCGUCAAACUAUCAGACUAUCUUGACGGAGAUGAAGAUUCUGUGAUUUUAGAGUUUGAGAGUGAUUCUGAAAUUGAUGAAUUAGGUGAAGUAGAUGAAGACUCAUCUCACAGUUACAGCGAAGUCAAUGAAUUCAGUGACGGACCUUCGGAUAAAAAGGAUACAGGUGGCAGCCGUUAUUUAGAUGCAGACCAGAAGAAACCAUCAUGGGGCCGCGGCUUGACAGAAAUGGCAUACGAAAGCAGCGGAGUACCGAAACUUGCUUAUAGCUGCCUGACAACUGAUCAAAUGUUCGACCUAAUACUAGCGAGACUGGAACGAAUACAACCUAUCUUCGAGAUUUCUUAUGGAGAUAUUAUAGUGAUGCUACAAAAGUACGGCUGGAGUGAAGAACGGCUCUUGGAGGACUGGACAGAAGAUCAAGAGAGAGUGCUUGUUUCCUGUGGAUUGAAACUUGCUACUAGCUCCAACAGGUCUCGCGGUAUACAGGAUCAUUCAGAUUUUGUAUGCAAUAUAUGCUGCGAGUCCAAUAAACAGAGAACUUUUCGUCUUGAGUGUGGCCACGAAUAUUGCAUAGAAUGCUACAAGCACUACAUCAAAGAUAAACUGCUCGAAGGGAAGAUCAUAAGUUGUAUGAGCUGCUCGCUGGCUUUGAAAAAUCCUGACAUAGACGCCAUCGUCGGCGACAAUUCAAGCCAAACUCUUAUGAGGUCUUCUAUCAAAGGGUUCAUUCACAAACACAAUAAUCAUUAUAAAUGGUGCCCCUUCGUAGAUUGCAAUUGUGUUAUUCAGGUAACCAAUAUCUCUGCGCUCUCUGAGUUUCCUCGGUUCCACUUAUCCCCCUUCGUUGUUUGUAACAACCAUCAUCGUUUCUGCUUCAAAUGUGGUUUGGAGUCACACGCGCCUGGGGACUGUCAGGUGGCCGAAGUAUGGGUCAAAAUGGCACAACUAGAGUCUGCUAAUCUUAACUGGGUUCUAAAAAAUACCAAAGAAUGUCCCAAAUGUGGUGUAAAUAUCGAAAAAAAUGGCGGUUGCAACCAUAUGACCUGCCAGAGCUGUGAGUAUGAGUUUUGUUGGAUAUGUGAGCUGCCAUGGGAGGGACAUGGCGGUGGCUUCUUUGAAUGCACACGGUUCAGCAAAGACGAAAAAAAUGGGGCCACAGAAACCAAGAACUCUCUGAGAAAGUACACAUUCUACUAUAAGUUAUUCAGUGAGCAUGAAAACUCCUCCAAAUUAGAUUGGGCUUUAGGACUAGCUGUGGAGCAGAAAGUAAGAGCCCUCCAGGAAAAUAUCGGAAUUUCUUGGAUAGAAACUCAAUUUCUACCCGAGAGCAUCAGGUCCUUAAUUGAAGGAAGGACUACUCUCAAGUGGUCAUUUCCGGUGGCCUUUUAUUCUGACCCUUCUCAUAACUUAACAAAAAUUUUUGUCGAUAACCAAGCACUAUUGGUCAGUGCUGUGGAGGACUUAUCGCAACUACUACAGGUCAAAGAUCCUCACGAUAUUAUUGCCAGGAAACUUGAAUUUUAUAAUAAGGCAAGAUUUGUGCAAAGUAGAAAUCGAGCAUUAUCCGAGUGCGGGCGCGAUCUUUUGUGCAAGAGAAUUUGUGUUCCCCGCGGCUGA